Messenger RNA from Maylandia zebra (zebra mbuna), 1345 nucleotides. Its product is annotated as interleukin-10 receptor subunit beta. Gene Ontology annotation, biological process: cytokine-mediated signaling pathway. The record is from RefSeq and is a predicted model, not a curated record. Gene Ontology annotation, molecular function: protein binding; cytokine receptor activity. Lineage: Eukaryota; Metazoa; Chordata; Actinopteri; Cichliformes; Cichlidae. Gene Ontology annotation, cellular component: plasma membrane.
CUCUGGGUGAACCCACACUUUUUCCAGCGCGCUCUGAUUCCUUGAAGCCGGACUCGUUUCUGCGCACACGCCAGUUUCGCUUCCGCGUACUUCCCCGCCUCUUGCUGCCGUGAAAGCUACCAGGAAACACACUCGGAGCCGGAUCACAGCACACUGACAGCGGCGAACCUGCCGGGGACAUGGCAGCCUCUGUGUGCGCCUUCAUCCUGGCGCUUUACGCACUGUGCGGCUCCGCAGCCGGCUCAGGAGGGCUCAGCGCACCCACCCACGUCCGACUGACGUCCUACAACAUGGACCUGGUGCUCAGGUGGGAUCCACCUGAAGGGACGACCGAUGUUCUGACCUACACGGCCGAGUACAGAAGCUUAGCAACUGGAUACAACAAUGGCUGCACAAACACAUCAGCCCUCAAAUGUGAGUUCACCUCCUCCUCCAUCACCGUGCACGGGAAUUACACGGGCAGAGUGCGGGCGCAUCGGGGGGCCGAGAGCUCCAGCUGGGUGGAGAGUAACGUCAUUGUCAUGGACAGACACACCUUCAUCGGUCCACCUGAUGUGACUCUUCAUGUCACUGGGACAUCUUUGGAAGUCAGCAUUAAAGACCCAGUGUUCAAGCAGUCAGAACUGAGGGAGACGUACACCUCGGCCACCUAUAACAUCACCUACUGGAAGAGCAGCUCGAAGGAAGAGGUAGAAACAAUGAGUGACAUGAUGCAGGACCGAGUGGUUCUUAGUGACCUGGACCCGCUGAGCGAAUACUGCGUCCAGGUCCAAAUCAUCACCAACAUGAACCCCAGACCGAGCGAGUACAGCGACGUCGUCUGUGAGCGCACCGGUGACGUGGAUGCAGCUCCGUGGGUGGCGGCCGUGGUGACGUUUGUGGUCAUGGCCACGGUGGUGGCUCUGGUGGUGACUCUGGUGGUCUACUGGAAACAAAUCUCCAAGUUCCUGUGCCCAGAAGUCGUGCUGCCGCCACACUUUAAAGAGUCUCUGCUGCUGAAUGAUCCCAACUCCAUCUACCCAGUCUCGCUGCCCUCUGAGCACUGCGACCACGUCAGCAUCGUAGCAGACCACAGGACUGAGGAGGAAGGAGGGUGCAGCACUCAGCCUGAUACCUCACAGGAUGGGGGCUAGGAGGCGCAGGAGGGGGUGGGAUGCACUUUAAAGACUCUGAGAAUCGGCCUCUGACUGUGAGGUUUUAGAGCUGUGAACUCUGCAGCAGUGAAGUGAUGAAGACGAGCAAGAACAGGUGAAGCUGGCCCAGGUGAAGCUGUUCCCACUGUCACAGGCUGCUGUUUAUACUUUAAUAGUUUAUUCAUGUCAAUGUAAAUGUUUGCUUUCUACUG